AUGGAGAAUAUCCUUAGAAUAUUAGACAAUGCAUUAAGUCGUGAUCCAAAUGAAAGAACUCAAGCAGAAUUAGAAUUACGUGAAGCUGAAAAUAAUCAUUUCCAACAAUAUAUGCAAUUGUUAAUUGAAGUAUUAUUAAGUGAAGGAGCUAGAAUUGAUGUGAGAAUGUUAGCAGGUCUUGGAUUAAAAAAUGCAUUAACUUCAAAAGAUAAUAAAACAAGAUUAUUCCAACAAGAAAGGUGGUUACAAUUAGGUACAGAUGCUAAACAAAAAAUAAAAGAAGAAUCAUUGCAAGGUUUAAAUUUUAAAAUUGAUCAAGUUGCAAGAACUGCUGCUCAAGUUGUUGCUGCAAUUGCAGAUAUUGAAUUACCUAGAAAUGAAUGGAACGAAUUAAUACCAAUUAUAAUUCAAAAUACAAAACCUGAAAAUCCAGAAUAUGUUAAAAAAUCAAGUUUAUUAACAAUUGGUUAUAUCUGUGAAAGUAGUGAUCCAAAUAAUCCGAAUAUUUUAUCGCAAGCAAGUGGUAUAUUAAUUGCAAUUGUCCAAGGUGUCCAAUCCAGUGAACCUUCAAUUGCUGUUAGAUUAACAGCUAUAAAUGCCUUGGUAAAUUCUCUUGAAUUUAUUAAAUUUAAUUUUGAAACUGAAGGUGAAAGAAAUUAUAUAAUGCAAGUUGUUUGUGAAGCUACACAAUCUUCAAAUUCGGAAUUACAAGCUAGUGCUUUUGGUUGUUUAGCAAGAAUUAUGUCAUUAUAUUAUAGAUUUAUGUCAUUAUAUAUGGAAAAAGCAUUAUAUGGUUUAACAGUUUCAGGAAUGCAACUGAGUGAUGAAAAAGUUUCAUGUAUGGCUGUUGAAUUUUGGUCAACUGUUUGUGAAGAAGAAUUGGAAAUUGCAUUACAAAGACAAGAAUUGGGUAUAGAUCCAUUACAAGGACAACAACAACCUGAAUUAGUAUCGUAUAAUUUUGCAUUAGUAGCAUCAACCGAAGUAUUACCUACUUUAUUAACAUUAUUAACAAGACAAAAUGAUGAUCCAGAAGAUGAUGAUUGGUCAGUUGCAAUGGCUGCAGGUGCUUGUUUACAAUUAUUUGCUCAGAAUAUUGGAAAUUAUGUAGUUGAUCCAACAAUUUCAUUUGUAGGAGCAAAUCUUGUUAAAUAUGAUAAUGAAGAUAGUUGGCAUCAAAGAGAAGCAGCUGUUAUGGCAUUCGGAUCAAUUUUAGAUGGUCCAGAUCAUGAACAAUUGAAAAAUAUUAUAAAUCAAGCAUUAGAACCAAUUUUAAAUUUAAUAAAAGAUGAACAUUUGCAAGUUAAAGAAACAGUUGCAUGGUGUUUAGGUAGAAUUACUGAUAUGGUUGUUGAUGCUAUAAAUGUUGAAACACAAUUACCAAUUUUAUUAGAAGCAUUAACUCAAGGUUUACAAGAUCACCCAAAAGUUUUGACAAAUUGUAGUUGGACUUUAAUUAAUUUAGUUGAACAAUUAUGUACUGAUACAAAUAAGGAAACAAAUGUAAUGUCACCAUAUUAUCAAAAAAUCAUACCUAUAUUGAUGAAUAUUUCAAAUAAAGAUGAUAAUGAAUAUAGUAGUAGAGCAUCAGCUUAUGAAGCUUUGUCAACAUUUGUUACCUAUUCAGCAUAUGACACAAUGCCAAUUGUUCAAAAUAUUGCAACUGAAGUAUUGUCAAGAUUAGAAGCUACUAUAUUAUUACAAUCACAAGUUACAUCAGUUGAUCAAAAAGGUAAUCUUGAAGAAUUACAAACAAAUAUACUUGGUUUAUUAACUAAUGUCAUUCGUAAAUUAGAUCAUGAAGUUAUAAUGGCUGCUGAUAAUUUAAUGGAAAGAUUUAUAAAGUUAUUACAAUCACAAGAACAAAAUUCGUUAAUAGAAGAAGAUAUUUUUAUUGCUAUAUCUGCAUUAGCUGGUGCAAUUGGUGAUCAAUUUAUGAAUUAUAUGCCAGUGUUUAUACCAUUCCUUACUAAAGCAUUGGAAAAUACUGAAUCUCCAACUUGUUUGACUGCUAUAGGUUUAGUCGCUGACUUAUCACAAUCUUUAGGUAUGCAUAUAUUACAAUAUCUUCAAGGAUUAAUGCUUAUAUUAGGUAAUACAUUAAAUCAACCAGAUGUAGGAAAAGAAUUAAAACCAGCUAUAGUUUCAUGUUUUGGUGAUAUUGCAGCUGCAAUUGGGCCAAAUUUUAAAGAUUAUCUCGAACAUGUUUUAAAAAUAUGUACUGAAGCUGCACAAAUUGAUGUACAAGAUGCUACAUUAGAAUCAUUAGAUUUUGUAUUCAGUGUAAGAGAAUCAGUAUUGGAUUGUUUUGUUGGUAUAGUUGGAGGAUUUUCAUCACAACCAGAAGAAUUAUAUCCGGCUGUUGGAAGUAUAUUACAAUAUGUUAUAAAAAUUGCUGGUGAUCCAAGUAUGUCACUGUCUGAAUCAGUUUCAAGAUCAGCUGCUGGAUUAGUCGGUGAUAUUGCUGCAAUGUAUCCACAAGGUCAAUUUAAAAAUUAUUUUGAAAAUGCAGUUUUAUUAGAUUUUAUUAAAAGAACAAGAUCCAAUUUAUUAUUUGAUGAAAGAACAAAAGACGCUGCAAGAUGGGCUAGAGAACAAACAAAAAGGCAACAAACAAGUCAAUAG
Insectozyma verbasci is the source of this 2625-nucleotide messenger RNA. The record is from the annotation of a GenBank genome assembly. Lineage: Eukaryota; Fungi; Ascomycota; Pichiomycetes; Serinales; Debaryomycetaceae.